AUGGCAGCUGAUAUAGACUUUUCUUUCCUGGAUGACCCUGAGUUUGGCUUACCUAGCUACUUUAAGCCAAAACAAGACCCAAUGGAAGAAUUCAACACUCUUCUAACUCAAGAAGUCCCACCAAUCCGCGAAUUCUCUGGCAAAGACUCAGAAGAGGCUAAGAAGCUCUUUAAAUUCGCAAAAGGAACAACAACAUUAGCAUUUGUGUUCCAAGGAGGAAUUUUAAUAGCAGUCGACGCUCGUGCUACAAUGGGGAGCUUCAUCGGCUCUCAAAAGGUCAAAAAAGUCAUUGAAAUCAACGAUUAUCUCCUUGGAACUAUGGCAGGAGGUGCUGCUGAUUGCUAUUAUUGGGAAAAUAAUCUUGCAAGAGUUUGUAAGCUUUAUGAGCUAAAGAACGGCGAAAGGCCUAAUGUAGGCGGAGCUGCACAAAUUUUAUCUCAAAUGCUUGGACAAUAUAGAGGAUAUGGACUGAGUGUAGGCACAAUGAUUGCAGGGUGGGACCAUAAAGGCCCUGGACUUUAUUUUGUAGACAAUGACGGAAUGUGCUUAAAAGGAAACAGGUUUUCAGUUGGAUCAGGGUCUAUUUUUGCAUAUGGAGUGCUUGACUCACAUUACAGAUGGGAUAUGACAUUAGAUGAAGCAGUCGAAUUGGGAAGAAGAGCUAUUUACCAUGCUGGACAUAGGGACGCGAUGAGUGGUGGCGUUGUAAGAAUUUAUCAUGUCCAUGCAGGAGGAUGGACUAAUAUUAUCCAAGCUGAAGAUUUAAUGAACAUUCAUAGACAGCGCGACGCAGAAAAAGGAAUUGAGUUCUUAGAUGAUGAAGUUACCUUUAAUAGUUAA
Molecule: messenger RNA, 840 nt
Organism: Blepharisma stoltei
Lineage: Eukaryota; Ciliophora; Heterotrichea; Heterotrichida; Blepharismidae
Source: the annotation of a GenBank genome assembly